UGGACCCAGCGAGCGGCUUAUAAGCCACAGUCCAAUAAUCGUGAUUCAUUUCCAUGCUGGGUUUGAUCUAAGGAAUAUUCUGCUAUUCCAAAGGAAUCUUCUCAAGCCUUUUGUAAUUUUCUGCGUACUGUGGUCGGACAGGGAACGGUAGGCAGGUAAGGUAUUUAUCCAACGGGAAACCGGAGCUCUUCAGAUUUUUGGUUUUGUCCGAUCGACAAGCGCUAAGAUUUUUGGUUUUGUCCGAUCGACAAGCGCUAAGAAAUGGACGGCAAAAGGAUGAAGAAGGGGUUUGACGUAGCUGGAAAUGGCUUCACGAUCCGACAUUCGACAGAGCACCAUCUGGACCUUGAUGGCCGCAUCUCGCUCCAUUUCCCUCGCCAAGUCCGCAUCAUCAACGCACAACACCCCGACCGUUUAAAUGAGCAGCGCCUGUUGGAAACGGGACUUUUGCAGUUGCUCGCCCAUUAUCAGUUGGCCAACAUGGAAUCGGGCGCGACGGAUGACGGUGCCGUAUUGUGCCGCGCCAUGUACACUUUUCAGAAGGCUUUACAAGACUUGCAUUCCGCGAUGUGGAACCAUUACGGUCAGGGAAAACUGCAGCGAGUGCGUGUGUCACGGACUGGCCACGAAAUUUCCCCAUUGCCAGCAUGGCUGGAGAACGGCGUUGGACUGCAAGUGUUUCUGCAGGAAAAGGUGGCGACAAACCGACGACACUCUUCCGAGGACGAGUCUAAGCGUGGUUUCGAGAUUCCAUGGCAGGCCAGGAUCCAGUUGGAGCGCCUUCCGGACGAAUGCAUUCUAACAGAGGUGCAACUGGCGUUCAUUAAUCCGGACCAUCGCGGAAGCCCGAUCGUUCACAUUGAAAUGGCGGCGACCCAUGCUACCAACAUGGACUUCAUCAACAACACACUGAAGAACAUCAACGGUCAGACGUAUUCGGAGUGCUGCCAGGAACUCGGGAUCUUCCGCGAAGCCUAUUGUUUCGUCACCAUGCGUGUGCCGUUGCGACGUUUUCUGGGGCAGCUGUUCAGUAAAUUUCGGCAGACCAUCCCGGAGUGUCCAGCCCUGGCAAAAGGGGGUGUCAUGGAAGGAACGGAUACCGUGGUGCUGAACACGCGACAGGGAAAGAUCGAGAUGGAUCGGCAGAUUCUGGCCAGUGUGUCGCCAAAAGCACGUGCCAUCUUCGCCGAGGGAGAAAUGGGAAAAGUCGGCUCCUACGGAUUGGACUGCAGUUUAGCGGUUGUUGCGACUGUGCUGGACGCGGCGGUAAAUAAGAACGAAUCUCUGCCAGUCGAUCCCCGCCGAGCGGCUCCGUUCUUCCUGUAUGAGGUCAUGAAGUUGGCGUUGAUUUGGGAAAUUCCGCAGCUGAAACUGUGGACGCAGGUGGCGUUUGUAGAGCGUCUGUGCCAUCCGGUCGUCAAUCUGGAGCAGAUCCCCGUCCUGGAUGCUGUCCGGGCUAUUUACCGCCACGCUGAACCAAAGGAGGUGGGCAGUCGGAUGAUUCUGUGCGGACUGUUCAGUCUGUUGCGCAUCCUGCAUUCUUCCGGGGCGUCCUGGACCAUGGAUGAGCUGCAACAGGUAAUUGCACCGAAGCCGGCAUUGUGGAAGAACUUUCUCCAGCCGACGCGGUUGCUGCCCGAUACCACCAUUUUCGUUAAGACCUUGACCGGAAAAACUCUCACUGUGCCAGUUAAUCUGGCUUACUGGGUGUACCCGGUUAAAUGUUGGAUUCAGAAUAAGGAAGGGAUUCCCAUGGAUCAGCAGCGAUUGAUUUUUGAAGGCACACAGCUGAUCGACAACGUUACACUGUUGGACUGCGGUAUGACCGCGCAGGCUACAGUGCAUCUUGUCUUGAGACUGAGCGAGCGGAUGCUGAAAAUGGAGGGCAGAACUGGGAUUGAAAGCAUGUAGUUCGAACGGCAGAUAUCAGUUAUGGUACUGGUUCUUAUUAGUUCUUAUGGAACGGUACUGGUUCUUAUUAGUUUUUAUAGUGCAAGGUCGCGUUAAUUUCCUCGUUUCUCUAUAUUAUGCAAUUACUUGCGUUGUAAUUUUGCUUUCGCUCUAAAGCGGAGGCUAAUGAAUACAAAUAAUGGUUGUAUAAAUGA
Molecule: messenger RNA, 2105 nt
Organism: Paramacrobiotus metropolitanus
Lineage: Eukaryota; Metazoa; Tardigrada; Eutardigrada; Parachela; Macrobiotidae
Exons: 4
Coding region: 262-1911 (549 amino acids)
Biological process (GO): modification-dependent protein catabolic process; protein ubiquitination
Cellular component (GO): nucleus; cytoplasm
Molecular function (GO): ubiquitin protein ligase binding; protein tag activity
Source: RefSeq, a predicted model, not a curated record